AUGUCAUCCGAGCUUGAAGUAUUGAAACAACGUAUCACUGAACUUGAAGCUAAGAACGCCAAGCUUGAGGAUGAGAUCCCCGAUCUUAGAAACAAGCUCUCAGUGUUUGAUGCUGAAAUAGCUAAACUUAAGCGCAGGAAUGUCGAGGCUCUAAGAGCGAAUGAGGAAAAUAAUGAGAGGCGCGAUGCCAAGGUAAAGAAAUUAGAGGCAUCUAAUAAUAAUGCGGUCAUCAAGUUAUCGGAAGAUAAAAAACCGGAUUCUUUCUUAGAUGAAGUGCAUAAGGAAAAGGUUACUAAUGAGAAUAGGCAGAGGAACAGGGAAAAGAAAUUAUUGCGUGAAUCAUCUACCAAGGACUUAUCUGGGGAUGUGUUCACUAAAGUGAACCCAACCCCUUCUGAUGUAUUUGAUUUUACCAUGGAUAGAUCCGAGAAAAAACAGCCGGAAGGCGCUUCGCACAUGACGGAAAUUUCGCUGACGGGCUGUGAGGAAAAUAAUGACCAAGAAAAGAUAGAGUCCCAGGAGGGCCUAGCAGAGUUAUCAAGUUCAGACGUAUUGCAAAAUAUAAACCGCUUAUUUGAAAAUGCAUGUAUUGCAGAAAAUGAAAGGUUAAAGGCUAAUCAAGCGGAAAUUCUGUGCUGGAGAAAUUUUAAUAUAGGACUAGAUAAUAGUAUAGAUGAAAUUAUGAUCAAAGAAAAGGUGGGCACGAAAAAGGCCAAAGGACUGAUUUACGAUUUUAUUCUUGCACAUAUCCUGACACCAAACGAAAAACUUAUAUCAACGCAUCAAUUCAACACUGAAUUACCAGGUGAUCAGGAUGACUCUAUCAUAGAUUCCGAAGAGGAGAUUUCGGAUGAUCAGACUAUUGCAUCGGAGGUAGUUUCAGCUGAGGUAAACAUAUCAACCACACCUAUUCCUUUAACAAACGUUUCUAAUUCUUCAGGUUCGGUCAAUACGCCAUGCCUGUCCUCAUCACGUGAAAAAGAAAUCAAGAUAAAUGUUCCACCGAAAUUUGAGGAAAGUAUUCCGACCAUGCCUAAUAAUUAUGACGAGACAGCUAAAUGGGGUGAGAUAAAUGAUUGGAGUACACCAUACGAGGAUGAAUAUAGAGGAUAUUAG
Messenger RNA from Acaulospora morrowiae, 1116 nucleotides. NCBI's taxonomy places the organism in Eukaryota, Fungi, Glomeromycota, Glomeromycetes, Diversisporales, Acaulosporaceae. The record is from the annotation of a GenBank genome assembly.